ACCCUAAGCAUGCAGCUAGAUGCAGAACAGAAUAAUGAGCGGAAAAGACUUAUGUUUAUUUCAAAUGCUAAUCUUUUUUGGCUUAUUAAGUCUUAAAUUACGCCAAAGGGAUAAUUUGUGUGACCUUAAGGUUGGCAUGAUGCAAGCACAGUUGACUUCAUGUGACAAGUCAAAACUGUCUGUCUACAGUGAUGAGCAGCUGUACUGUGCAUGAUCAUCAUUAAAUGUACUUAAUCAGUGCUUAAAUCUAAUUAGUUGUCCACAAACUACAAUUAAUUGUUCAUGUAAUGCCAUUUUUAGUGUGUGCCCCUACUGCCAUCUAACACCGAGGCUCAAAUUAUUCAGAAAAGUUGCUCCAAUAAGUGUGGCGCAGUCUUGAAUACAGAAAAGGCAUCUCCUGUUGUCAUCGCUGUUUUCUUGUGUAGAUUUGUUAGAUAGCACACAUCUGAUGCAGAGGCAUAUCUGCUGCGACCUCUCGCGCACACGCCACGCGCACGCCGAUGGCCUUCGGGCACGCGGGAGGAGAACUUGCACGACACUGACGUCAGAUCCAAGUGUCAGUCGCUUUGUCAGAUGAUGUCCAUAUCUGCUUAUAAGUGAGGAGUCGACCGGGACAUCCGUCAGAUACCCACCAGGCGGAGGAACUCCAGGUCCACGGCGCUCAUCUAAACCAGCAGCGAUGCCUUACUCCAUGUUCCCCUUGUGUGUCCUGGGACUCCUUGCCCUCUCCUCCGCCUGUUACAUCCAGAACUGCCCCCGAGGAGGCAAACGAGCGCUGUCGGAGUCUGGAAUCAGACAGUGCAUGCCAUGUGGCCCUGGGGACAGGGGCCGCUGCUUUGGUCCCAGUAUUUGCUGCGGGGAGGGCCUCGGCUGCCUGCUGGGCUCCCCAGAAACAGCUCACUGCAUGGAGGAGAACUACCUGCUCACCCCCUGCCAGACAGGAGGGAGACCCUGCGGAUCUGAGGGUGGACACUGCGCUGCUUCAGGACUCUGCUGUAACUCAGAGAGCUGCGCGGUGGACUCUGACUGCCUGGGGGAGAACGAGGCCUCGGAACCAGCCCACGGCUCUGCAGGGAGCUCACCUACAGAGCUGCUGCUGCGUCUGCUGCAUGUGGCCACCAGAGGACAGACUGAGUACUGAUACUGUAUCUCCGGAGGUCCCUCUGCUCCUCAGGGCCCAGAGGUGCAACAGAAAUGAACAUCCUCCCUGUUCCACUAUAAGCCUUGAGAA
Molecule: messenger RNA, 1231 nt
Organism: Thunnus maccoyii (southern bluefin tuna)
Lineage: Eukaryota; Metazoa; Chordata; Actinopteri; Scombriformes; Scombridae
Gene: avp
Product: arginine vasopressin
Exons: 3
Coding region: 680-1141 (153 amino acids)
Cellular component (GO): extracellular region; secretory granule
Molecular function (GO): neurohypophyseal hormone activity
Source: RefSeq, a predicted model, not a curated record